CCGCGUCUCAAGCGCGUUUGUGGCUCCUCUCGCAGCGCCCGCUGCUGCCGCCUAUUUGUAGCCGCUUCUACCACUUUCCUUUCCUCCCCCACACCACCUCCUCUUCUUCUUCCACCCUUCCCUCCCUGCUCCAGAUGCUCUUUCUCAUCUCCUCUGCUUGCUUUGACCUCCGGUACGUCACACCUCUGGGUGUUUGAAACAGAAUUUAGCAGAAGAACGUUUUUGGUCUUUUCUCCAUCUGAUUUGCAAUAGAAGCGAACAAAAGGCGAUCUUUUGAUAUGUUUGGCUUAUAAAAGGGAGAAAUGACUAAUCCAUCAGAUCUCUCUUUCUUCCCUCUAUUUCUGUUUAUGGGUUUUUUGAGCUCUCCAUGAUUCUAAGAUCUAACCUUUUUCAGGUCUGAUACCAAAAGGGUUCUCAGCUGAUAUUAAAGCGGUUUAAGAUCACUCUGGCCGUCACUGAGGUACCAUCCUCUCGCACCUUGAGAAAGGUGUGUGCUCGAGAGGAUGCACCCUUCCCUCUCUUCUCCAUUCCCAUCUACACUCUUCUGCUUGUCUGGCUGUUGUGUCGUAUGGUAAAAGGAUCUCCUUUCGACAAUGGCUAACCCACAGAUUCACUUCAGCUGAGAUCACCUGCAUCUACUUCUAUAGUCCUUAAUCUGCUAGGCUUCUUCUUGCUUCAGAAGCUCUUAGAGUCAUAAAGAGAAGGUAGUCGUCACGCUUAUCUAGAAUAUUGUGUUGUGUGUAAGUUCUUUGGUACCAGAAAAAAUGGCAAGAAUCAAUUGCUUCUCUGCUCUCCUGGCUGGAAAGAAGAAGAAAUCUAAGGAGUCUCCAAAAGCCAUCCAUUCUAAUAAUGAAAAUGGCGAUGGAGAUUUGCUAGUUAAGCCAGAAAAAUUCAUCUGUGCAUCCGGCGAGACAAAGGAGGUGUCUUUCGAGGACUUGUCAGUAAAAUCUCAGUCGAAGAAGAAAGCUUCUACCGAUGUGAAAUCGGUGGAGGAUGACAAGAAGGAUGGGAAUUCUGUUCCAACCAAUGUGGCAAUUGAAGCAGCUUAUGAGGGAGGCGACGAGCAUGACGACAUCUUGUCGAUGAAAAGGGAUUUAUCCGACUUCGAUCUCCAGGCGCUAGCAGCAGAGAAAGGUGAAAUCAAUACCCAUGAUUUGAAUCAAGAGUUUUGCAAUUAUGAGGUGGAGAAUGAAUCGGAGAAAGUUGAGGGCAUCACACCCGAAGCAAUGAUCCGCAGUGGGCAUGUAAGCGACCCAGGGAUGGGCCGCACCACUGCCUUCUGGGGAUCUCCCAUGUUGAAGCGCUCGUGCUCUAACAUCGAAACAAAGAGAGCUAGUAGAUUGCUUGGAUCCCCAGUCAAGUCCCAUUCAUAUGAUGAUCUCCGAAACUUACCUGAAAAUUUCCUGAGAGAAGCACCAAAGGCAAUCCCAGGCAGCCCAGCAUCAGUAAUGACUUCCUUCAGUGCUGAUAAAGUGAUGCUAAAGAAGAGGUCUUCAAGCCAGGUUCUUCCUUCAAGAAGUAGGAAGCUUUGGUGGAAGCUUUUCCUGUGGAGCCACAGAAAUCUCCACAGGACUUGGUCCUUGAAACCACAAAGGAUUGCCUUCCUCAAUCGUGCCUCCAAUCAGAGAGACGGAUACUGCUCUGACACGAUGGAACCAAGCCAUGGAGAGGAUUUGAAAAACAAGAAAGCCAUGGAUGAAUCUGAGAUUAGAUGUAGGAACGGUAUGUGGCCUCCGAACCAGUGGGUUGCUUUUUCUGCAGAAUCUUCUUCUUUGGAUAGAGUAAAUGCUUGGGUGCACAGUCUGGAUGAUAAUCCAUUCUGCCCAAUCGAGGAUACUGAGAAUGAAGAUGAUGAAGCAGUAGAUGGGUCUUCUACGCACCCAACCUUUCUGGAGAUUAAGGAAUCAUCUAGCAAAAACAACACUCGUGCUGGCCGGCGAGCAGCGGAGGAGGUGUUGCAGGCCAACAACAUCAUCCAGUCUCUGAAUGCCUUUUCCUCGGUGGCUCACAUUGCCGGCAUGGGCUUAAAGGUGAUACCUGCGAUUUCAGCUUUCACUAGCCUCCGAUCGGUCAACUUAUCUGGCAACUUCAUAGUUCACAUUUCGCCGGGAUCUUUGCCCAAGAGCCUUCACAUGCUCGACUUGUCAAGGAACAAGAUUGUGACAAUUGAAGGCCUCAGAGAACUGACGAGGCUCCGGGUUCUUAAUCUCAGCUAUAACAGAAUCUCACGAAUUGGUCAUGGACUGUCAAACUGCACUCUCAUCAAAGAGCUGUAUAUUGCUGGGAACAAGAUUAGCGGUGUGGAAGGGCUUCACAGGCUUCUGAAGCUCACGGUUCUCGACCUGAGCUUCAAUAAGAUCACCACAGCCAAGGCUUUGGGCCAGCUUGUCGCAAACUACAACUCUCUGUUGGCCCUCAACUUGCUCGGGAACCCAAUCCAGAGUAACAUUGGAGAUGACCAGCUCCGCAAGGCAGUGUGUAGCCUGCUGCCACAUCUAGCUUAUCUGAACAAGCAGCCUAUCAAGCCACUGAGGGCAAGAGAGGUGGCAACUGACAGCGUCGCCAAGGCUGCUCUUGGGAACAAUGGCUGGGGUUCUCGGAGGAGGGCGACCAGGCGAGUCGGCCACGGCUCAAGCAGCUCGGGCAAGGGCAUGACCGGGGAGGGAAGCAGCCACAGGGGUGCAGGUAGCAGUGGCGGGAACAAGAGCGGCAAGCAUAGAUCGAAGAGCCGCCACCAUCACCACUCCAUUUCUACCAGGAAAUAAACGCAUAGAGAUUUUGGGGGGAUUUUAUAUGCAUCAGGGUUUGUUCCGUUUGGAAUAAGUUGAAUUAUUUAAUGGGGUUUAUGCUGAAUUAUUCGAAUGGACUUGUGGAUUUUGAGUUGGACGUUAAUGUGAAGGGAUAAAACUGACAUGUUUGCUGGGUUUUGGUUA
Musa acuminata AAA Group (dessert banana) is the source of this 2933-nucleotide messenger RNA. RefSeq lists its product as uncharacterized. The coding region runs from base 765 to 2765 and encodes 666 amino acids. The record is from RefSeq and is a predicted model, not a curated record. The transcript has 5 exons. NCBI's taxonomy places the organism in Eukaryota, Viridiplantae, Streptophyta, Magnoliopsida, Zingiberales, Musaceae. Gene Ontology annotation, cellular component: cytoplasm. Gene Ontology annotation, molecular function: protein binding.